AUUGAAGCAGAACAGUUUUUCAUUUCCUUCCUUCCCUCUCUCGUCUCUCCACUUUCUCCGGUACGCUAACUAACCAUUAAACUUCAGAAUUCGGCAGUUAGGAAAAUGCGACAAUUACAGAAAGAGAUCAAAGAGAAUAAACAGAAAGAAAAUAGCAUGUAUAAUUGUAUUAAUGGAGAUCCCAAAGGAUUAAAAGCUCUUCUUAUUUCUUCUUCUAAUCAAGUUGAUGAUAUUAUCAGUGAUCAUGAAUUGGCUCUUCGUAAAGCUCAACUAUCAGCUGCAAGAAGGAAUCAAGCAGCAAGAUGGCUAAGGCAGAUGGACCAAGUAGCGAGGGACACACUCCUGGAAGACCCCUCCGAAGAGGAUUUCUGCUUAGCCCUCCGCAAUGGUCUCAUUCUUUGCAACGUCCUUAACAAAGUUCAUCCUGGUGCUGUCCUUAAGGUGGUGGAUAAUCCAGUGGUGACAGUGCAGUCACCAGAAGGAGCAGCACAAUCAGCCAUUCAGUACUUUGAAAACAUGAGAAACUUCUUGGUAGCUGUUGGCAAUAUGAAGCUCUUAACUUUUGAAGCUUCUGAUUUAGAAAAGGGAGGAAGUUCAAGUAAAGUGGUAGAAUGCAUUUUAUGUUUAAAAGGGUACUACGAAUGGAAACAAGCUGGGGGGAUAGGAGUAUGGAGGUAUGGGGGAAUAGUGAGGAUCACAUCUUUUACAAAAGACUGCUCAUCUUCAUCAGUAGGAAGUGAAAGUACUGAUGAAUCAUCCUAUUCUUCCUCCUUCGACGAAUGCGAAACCUUUCAAUAUGAGCACCAAUUGUUGGAGUUUCUUCAUCUCUCUGACAAAGUCUCCAAUAUCGAAUCUGAAGCCGCUAAAGCUUUGUGCUCUCUAUUUGAUCGCUAUGGCCUUAGCGUCCUACAAGCUUAUGCCAACGACAACAAUGGAGCUACGGAUUUUCCUAUGAAUACAAUGGUAAUUGAUACUGUGAUUAGGAAGGUAGUUAAGGAUCUCUCAGGAGUUCUUGUUUCUCAAGGUGUUCAGCUUGGGCUAGCAUUGAAGAAGCAGUUGACGGGCGAGACAGAAUCGUGUACUCGUGAAGAUUUCUUGGAAGCGAUUUCACAGUAUCUUAGCAGUAAUACGGCCUCUAUGAAGUCUAAUGAUGCUACGGAAUGUUGCAUUUGCGGAGGAAGAGAGGAAAACUGGCAUGUUAUAAGCAAUUCGACUAGCUACAAGGAAGUUUUGGAUGAACAACAAAAACAGCUUUUGGAACUCAAGUCAUCUUUCAAAGAGACGAGACUAGAAAUGAUCAACGCUCAGUUAUUGUGGAAUGAAGAAAUUGAAAAACUCGGGAAUCAUGUACAAAGCUUGGAAGUGGCAUCAUCGUCUUACUACAAGGUUUUAGAAGAAAAUCGUCAGCUCUAUAAUCAAGUGCAAGACUUAAAAGGAUCAAUUAGGGUUUAUUGUCGAGUUCGUCCAUUCUUGCAAGGGCAAUCCGAUGAGGCAUCAACAGUUGAUUAUAUCGGAGAAAAUGGAAAUCUAAUGAUCGUCCAUCCUCAUAAGCAAGGAAGGGAUGCAAGAAAGGUGUUUUUGUUUAAUAAAGUAUUUGGAACAAAUGCAACCCAACAGCAAAUAUAUUCUGAUACCCAAGCAUUAAUCAGAUCAGUCUUGGAUGGUUUUAAUGUAUGCAUCUUUGCAUAUGGACAAACUGGCUCCGGGAAGACAUACACGAUGAGUGGAUCUGAUUUAAGAGCAGAAGAUACAUGGGGUGUUAACUAUCGCGCAUUGCAAGACUUAUUUCAGAUAUCGAAAUCCAGGGUUGGCAUAAUCGAAUAUGAAAUCGGAGUCCAAAUGAUCGAGAUAUACAACGAACAAGUGAGAGACCUUUUAGUUGUCGAUGGCUCCUCCAAAAGGUUAGAUAUUCGGAACAAUUCUCAACUAAACGGUUUGAAUGUACCUGAUGCAUGUUUAGUCCAAGUGAACUGCACGCAAGAUGUUCUUGACUUGAUGCGGGUUGGCUUGAAAAACCGAGCUGUUGGUGCAACUGCUCUGAACGAAAGGAGUAGUCGAUCUCACAGCAUUCUAACGAUCCAUGUCCAAGGAAAGGAACUGAUCUCUGGAACCGUUUUGAGGGGAUGUCUUCAUCUGGUUGAUUUGGCUGGCAGUGAACGAGUAGAAAAAUCGGAGGCUGUUGGAGAAAGAUUGAAGGAAGCCCAACAUAUAAACAAAUCACUUUCUGCUCUUGGAGAUGUUAUCGCUUCGCUUGCGCAGAAAAGUGCUCAUAUUCCUUACAGGAACAGCAAACUUACUCAAGUCCUCCAAGAUUCUUUAGGUGGACAAGCUAAGACUCUGAUGUUUGUCCAUAUAAAUCCCGAAGCUAAUGCUAUCGGAGAGACAAUAAGCACGCUUAAGUUCGCAGAGAGAGUUGCCUCCAUAGAACUUGGAGCUGCUCGAGCUAAUAAAGAAACCACUGAAAUUCGGAAUCUUAAAGCUGAGAUCUCAAACCUCAAAUCGACAUUAGAGAAGAAAGAAGCCGAGCUUGAAAAUCUAAAAUGCGUUAAUGUAAGAACCAAUGCGGAAACUCAAAAACCGAGACCAGUUUCUCCAAUGCAUGUACCGAGGCUUGCACGAACACCAGUCGAGGAUAAAACCUCAGAGGUUAGAAGCCGUUCCCUGGGCAAGCAGAGGAGGUCGCAUCUUCUGUUCGGGUCUAAGGAAUCUGAUACGUCGAAGAUGCCCUUCAUAGCAGAAGAAAUGCUUGCAAAGCCUGGAAAUCCAAGGUCUCCUUCGCCUCCUGUGAGGAGGUCCUUAUCAACUGAUCGAGGAACUCUCAUCAGGAGUAGGCUUAAGCCUGAAACAACAGAAAAGCGUAUAGCAAAACUUCAGUAUCCAGCUAGCGUAAAUAAAUCUCGAUCUCUCAGCCAAGCUUCAGGAAAUCUAUUAGUUGACAGGCAUGACAACAGCCAUACGAAAGGCGAUAACAUACCAGAUCAAGAGAAUGAACAACUUAAGUCGGUACUGACUGUCAGGCAAUCAUCAGUUCGAAAAAACAAGCAAGAAACACACAAAUUUAAGGCUAAGAAUCAAUCAGCUACUAAGACUCCAAAAGAUGACGAUUUCACUUCGCUCACUGACAUUCAUGCAGGAGGAAAGAUCGAAGAGGGUAGAAAAAGUGAUUUUUCCGAGCCUGAAAAUGACAUCGGUGUGUUCAGCUCACCGGCCUUUAGCAUAAAUUCUAGGAUGAAAAAAUUACAGUCCAACUCCACUAGGAGUUAUCAGUAUCUCGAAUCAAGAGGACAGGCAAGAAUUUAAACACACAGCUUCAACACUAAAUGAAUUGAAAAGUUCGUCUACGACAGGCUGAGGAGAAGCUAAUCUAUACCACAUGGAAAGUUUUUGAAUGUUCCAUAGAGAUUUUUAUGUUUACUAAUUUAAUUGAUUGUCAAUUAUUAAUGUACAGUGAGUUCAAUAGGAGCAUGCCCAUUUAUUAGUAGUGGCUGCACUACUGCAUACUGAUGUUUUUUGCUGAGCUUUCCCAAAUCUGAGUUCUUCAUGAGUGUAUAAUUUUAUAGUAAAAUAACUUAUUAAAUCUUGUGCAAGUCUUAUUUACAUGAAGAUGCUAAUUAGGGGCGAAGCCAGAAUUUUAAAUUAGGGGGGCCAAAUAGUCGAUAUACUAGAAAAUAUUUACCAGUGUCGGUUAUUAGGCUAUUCGGGGUAGCCGACCGCCUAGGGCCCCGAGAGAUAAAAAGGCUUCAAAUAUUGAAUGGUAUUAUUUAGACCUUGUUCUGAGCAACACUUUUUAAGUAAUUUGUUUUCAAACAUUUUUAUAUUUGAAAUAAUAGUGUUACAAUACAUUUUGUCUU
Molecule: messenger RNA, 3851 nt
Organism: Amaranthus tricolor (Joseph's coat)
Lineage: Eukaryota; Viridiplantae; Streptophyta; Magnoliopsida; Caryophyllales; Amaranthaceae
Product: kinesin-like protein KIN-14F
Exons: 17
Coding region: 106-3300 (1064 amino acids)
Biological process (GO): microtubule-based movement
Molecular function (GO): microtubule binding; microtubule motor activity; ATP binding
Source: RefSeq, a predicted model, not a curated record